Messenger RNA from Babesia microti strain RI, 1383 nucleotides. RefSeq names its product NLI interacting factor-like phosphatase. The transcript has a single exon. Gene Ontology annotation, molecular function: phosphoprotein phosphatase activity. Lineage: Eukaryota; Apicomplexa; Aconoidasida; Piroplasmida; Babesiidae. The record is from RefSeq and is a predicted model, not a curated record. Bases 1 to 1383 code for a protein of 460 amino acids.
AUGGAACAUACAGUAUCACCUCAAGAAAUAGAACCAUCAAGAAAUUGUAAACUUGUAACUAAGACUCAGAAAAGCACAAGUGAGAAAUUGGAGUCCAUUUCUUCAAGUACUUCAACGCAGGAUGAUCAUGAGGAGGAGAGGGAUGGUAAUUUUGACUUGCCAAAUACAACAGAUUUGCCAUUAUGUACAUUACCCGAGUUCAACAUUGUCCCAUGUGUCAACUUAAAGGAACUUAUUAUUAACUAUAUAAAGAAUGUACCCACACUUACAUGGCUUCCAAUCUCUGUUUCCAUUCUAAGCUUAGCUGUUACUCCGGAUAAUUCAAUUCCUUCUCACAUACUCUUACCUCGAGCUACAAUCACGAAUAGUUCAAAAAUGUCACCAAAUUUGAUCAAUAACGCAACUAAAUCUAACAUUAAUAGCAUUAAAUUUAGAGGAAAGGCAGCAAAACGUGCUGUGUCUGUUAUAUUAAAUAAAAAAACUUAUUCGAGAAAGAGGUGUAGAACUCAUACUAGGACCAUGUUCAAACCAAUUUCAUUAAAUCCAAGGCUUAGUGAGUCUUCCACGAUAAAUAACAUAAAAGGUAAAUUGCCCAAGCUUUUAGUAGUACUAGAUAUGGACGAGACACUGAUCCACAUGCAUACUAACCCACAUGUACAUUAUGAUUAUACGAUCAAUUUGCUGGAACAUUCAAAAUCGGAAGACCCUAUGUUUAUUAGUUGCAAUAUCCAUCCCACCAUGUAUAUAUCACUACGGCCAGGCGUAAAAGAAUUUCUUAGGUAUCUAAGUGUCAAUAGUGAUUUUUACGAAGUUGCUUUAUUUACGGCCGGCACACAAUUGUAUGCCGAUGCAGUGUUGGAAGGGCUAGAUCCAAAUUGUACAAUAAUACCAUCGCAAAAUCGUUACUACCGUGAGUCGUGCGAUUUGGCCACAAUUAACCCUUAUUCUCUGAUGGAUGUUUCACUUUUGGGGACUACAAUCGAGAAUGUCGGUCAAGUAAUAUCCUUUCUACAAAAGGAUCUUAGCAAACUUGGCUGGCCUCUAACGCGCACUUUACUGUUGGAUAAUUCAUUACUCUCUUUCUCAUUGCACCCAGAUAACGGCGUGUGGAUCAAAAGUUAUUUCCCUGAAAAGUCUCAACAUGAAGAUAGGAGGGAUGAGAGUGAAAAUCGGGAAUGUCUAUUCAAGUUCAGCGAAGUAAUAGAGCUCUUGGAAGUUUUAAAAGAUGUUGCUGAUGUGCGUCCACACUUACGCAAUCAUUUUAAUUUGACUAGGCUGUUAGGCAAAUCUUUUGACACUAAUGAUCAUCAUAAUGAUAAUAAGAGUUUAACCGCAGUGGAUAAAAUUGGGGUUAAUAAUAUAGGGUUAAGUAUGGAUAAGUAA